GGGAGGAAGGAAGGAAGAGUUGAGAUGUCUCACUUGUAGUCCAGCUCGAGCGCUGUCACCCCGCCGCUGCUUGUAGGCUCCUAUCAUAAUCACUCCCAGUUUAUUUAAAACAAAAGUCAAAGUGUUUACGAAAUGGAGGGUCUCUACGAAUUCCCCGUCUUCUUCGAGUGUGCAAGCGUGGACGGAGAGCAGAAGAAGAAGAUCGAAAGUUACUUUAAAAUUCGCCGCAGAUCCGGAGGAGGGGACUGCGGACCUGUGACAAACGUCAGCGACAAAGUUUACAGCAUCGCUUUUAGAGAUCGGGAUGCUCAGCAGAGGGUCCUGCAGAGAUCUGAGCACGUCUUGGAGUCUUCUGGUGGUCCUGUGAAACUGACUGUACAAAGCAGCCCGAUAUCUGGAAGAAAGUCAAUGAGCCCAAUACUGGACUUCUCUUUAUCAGAGCAGAGUCUGCCAUCAUCUCUAACUCCUAGCUUUCUUACAAGUGGGGAAGAACAUGAACUACAUCUUGAUAAUUACCUCCUUCGUUACCUAAAGGAGUGCCCGAAAGCUAAUAAAGCACUUGAGAAAGAACUUGCUUCUGUUUCCUGUGCUGCCCAGCUUUUCCCAGUGGAAGGUAGGGUGAUAGUUAGGAGUAUACCUCCUCCUGAUGUUGUUCAUGACAACACAGAUUGGAAAGGUAUGGCAGCCAAAAUCUUUGAUGGUUACAUGUGCCACUAUGAGGUCGAACCUAACAAAGUUAGAGCUUUGCUUCAGUCCUGCAGCUCAGCUCAGAUCACAUAUGAUGUGAAUGUUUACAGUGAGGUUGGGAUGGCUGUUGUUGUAGGGAGGUGUCCACAGGUGGAGGCCAUGUUGAUGGCUGUAGAGGACUUGAAUAUUAAACGAGGGCUACGUUCAAGUAAGAAACAAACCAGCACUCGGCGACUAGGCAAGGCCAAACUCCGCCUCCUCUGGAAAGGGAUUGAGAACAGUUUGGGACGAGAUUUUCCAGAAAUGAAGGUCACCCAAGGGGAUGUAGGUCAGAUCGUCUUGGAAGGUUCCAUGGACGAAGUCCUCAAGGCUGGACAAAUGAUCUCUAAUGAGGAGAAGUUGGUGCUACAAAGGACAGUUUCUGACGUGAGCCCACACUUUUUGGCUUUCUAGAAGGCCUUUGGAGAACCAGGGAUGCUAGGGGACUUUUUGGAUGUUGGAGAUCAAGUGGAAGUAGAAUUAAGAGAUGCUGAGCUUUGUAUAUUCACUUUCUCUGCUGAUAAACUGGAUGACACAGAAAGAAAACUGCAUGAAAAGUUCAAGGAAGACAAAUAUUAUAUUCCUUACUGUUCCAUUGUUCCAUCUGAGCUUCAGGAAAAGCUUAAGGGCAAAACUAUUGAGAUGAACCAAGAACAAUAUAGGGCUCAGGUUGUGUUUAGCUCAGACAACAGGGUGUGCUUACUGGGCCACACCAAGGAGUUUGAAGAGCUGACUAAAGUUGUCGAAGAGUUCAUUUUGGACCAGUCUAGUACUGAAGGCCAAGUUAUUCUUCCAUUCCCAGAGUUAGCACAAAAGUUGACAGAACUACUGCAGCUGCAUAAGAUGGACCAUGCAGGGGUUACCAUCCGUCCUUUGACAUCUUCCACUAGGCCCAUGGUUUUGCUGGAAGGUCCAAUGGGAAAAGUUACAGAGGUCAGGAACUGGCUGGGUCCAUUUCUGGACUCCCUUAUUCAGGACAGAGUCACCAUUGACUUGCCAGGGGCAGGGAGGUAUUUUGAAAGUCCCUCUGGAAGAGAGAACAUUUUAAGUGUUGCUCAUUCUCAAAAGUGUCUCUUACAGCUUCAAGAGCAACCUGGUACUUCAAGACAGGGUUUGGCAUCCUGUACCCUUGCUACUUACAGCCUUCAAGGGGGGCUUCAGGUGCUGGUGUGUCAGGGGGACAUCACCAAACAGAAUGCUGAUGCCCUGGUGAACGCUGCCAACGAAAGACUUGAACAUGGUGGAGGGGUUGCUGCCGCACUGAGCAAAGCUGGUGGCCCUAUGGUGCAGAAGGAGAGCAGUUUACUUGUAAAGCAAACUGGAAAAAUACCUACAGGUGACGUGGUAGUUACCACAGGUGGGAACUUGAAAUGCAAGAAGUUGCUGCAUGCUGUUGGACCGAUAGGUGGGAAAUCAGGUGGCAAAGAGAGGGAGUUGCUGGAAAAAACAGUCCUGUCUGCUCUGAAUUUAUCAGAAUUGAUGGAGUUUGAGUCCAUAGCCAUGCCCUGUAUCAGCUCUGGUUUGUAUGGUGUUCCGGUCACUGUGUGCUCUGACGCUAUCGCAACUGCAGUGAAGAAAUUCAGCAGUCAAGAAGGCAGAAAUCUGAGCAGAAUCAUGUUGAUUGAUACAAGGGAAGAUAUUGUGAGGGCAAUGCAGGAAGCAUGUGAUAGGAUUCUCCAAGGGAUCAUUGUAGGAAAAAAUGAAAGCGGUAGGGAGUUCCAGAGGGGUAACACUGCACAAGAUGCAGCAACAGGAGCAACUGCUGGAUUUCCUGGAGAAGGUGUUCAUGUUGAGAUCAUUCAAGGAACCAUUGAGACCCAGCAGGUGGAUUAUCUGGUAUGUCCAAUGGCGGGGCACGAUCCUCUCUCUACCCGUAUUGGAAACAUUUUGUCCAGAGUGGUUGGACACCAGCUGACUGCAAAGUUUUACCAGGAAGCACGGGGAGCUACAUUGCCUGGUGACACAGUUUUGGUAGAGGACUUGCCUGGACUUCAUUCUAAAGGAGUUAUCUUCCUCAACCUCGUUCCCUGGGAUAAUCAACAACAAGGGUCUGCAGUCCAGGUUCUGAGGCAAGGCAUUAGGAAAAUCCUGGCUUCCUGUGGGAUCAGAGGCUGUAGUUCAGUUGCACUUCCAGUGCUUGGCUGUGGGGCUGUGCUGCGUUUUCCUCACAGUGUGGCUUCCAGGGUUGUUCUGGAGGAGAUCAAAGAGUUUGAACAGAACCGAAUCAGCAAAACAGCUUUCCUUGUCUGUACAGUCAUUCACCCGAAUGACAAAGACUCAAGCAAGGCCUUCCAGUCUGCGCAGGAACAUUUGCACCUCAGAGGAUUUACAAAUGAUGCCAAUCCAAACCAAGCUUCCUUCUACCGCCAUGUCUUCGUAAGCAAUGACGAGGUCACAGCUAUGCUGGGUGGAGUCAAGCUUCAGAUGGUCAAUGGUGACAUAAUUCGUGAGACCACUGAUGUCAUUGUCAACACGACAGACUUCUCCAGCAAUCAAUCUGGUGUGUCCAAAGCCAUUCUGACUGCGGCAGGGUCCACUGUUCAAGCAGAGUUAGCCAGAGUGGGCACUCCAACAGACCAUUAUCACACCACAGGACCUGGAUCGCUAGGCUGUAAAGAAAUCAUUCAUGCUAGUUUCAUGGGUGAUCCCGGGGUAAUUCGGAAGAAGUGCAAGAAAAUACUGGAGCAGUGUGAGAACAAAGGCUACUGCUCUGCAGCUUUCCCAGCUAUAAAUACAGGUGCUGCUGGCGUGGACUUUGUCAAAGCUUGUAAAGCCAUGCUGGACGGCAUGACCUCAGCCAUAACGGACUUGAAACCAAAUUCUCUCUCAAUCAUCCGUAUCGUCAUCCUGGAACAACCUGUCUUUCAGGCGUUCAGAUCAGAGCUGGAGAACCGCUUUGGACAAACAGCCGCUCGCCACCUCACCAUGAAAGAAAAAGCUAAACAAAUGCUCAAGAAGUGGAAAACAAAGAUGUCAAGCUCCUUCACAACGUCCGAAAUUCAAGACAAAACCCUCCUCCCCUUUAAGCCACCACCAGCCGUGAUAAGUGUGAUUAGUUGUGGUGGUCCAGACACCGUCAGGACCAUCAAGAGAGAUCUGGAGGGUCUCCUGCAGAAGCAGCUCGAAGAGAGAGUGGUGGAUGUGCACGACUUUUCCAGGCUUCAACCCAUGGAGCUGGAGGCAGUGCAGGCAAAAGUCCGAGUCUUAGCGAUAAGCCUGGAGAUUCAGAGACGUCAAGGAUCUGAAGGGUCGGAUGGAAACAGAUCGGAAAAUGCAGCCGGAGUUGAUGAUCGAGAGAGGACAGGUUCAAGGAGAGACGUCUACGUGCUGAAAGGCCUUAAAGAGGACGUCCUGAGUGUCACUGAGCUCGUAAACAAAGCAAUCCAAAAAGCGCUGUGCAAAGAUCUCCAAGACAAAGAAGAAGCAAUGUUGGCUCUGAAUGUCCAGUGGUCUUUUCAGGACAUAAAGGGAACCUGGCGAGAGCUGAGUGUGCAUGACAACUACCUGCUGGAGGAGGCCAACUUGAACAAAGACGUGUCAGUAGACAUAACAUCACCAGAUGGCGUGAAGGUGAAAGUAAACCUGAGGGCAGGAGAAGCCACAGAUUGGGUAACAGGCAUCACUUACAAAGUGAAAAGAAGCAAGACUGAAAAAACCUUAGAGUUUCCAGAACACUGGGAACCUAUGGAAGAGGAAGUCUUUAAAAAGGUGGAGCUGCAGCCUACCUCACCAGAGUACCUGAAUGUGGCUCAUGGUUUCCACCGGACGGCUAAAUAUAACAUUUGCAAAAUUGAGCGUGUGCAAAACAGCUACCUGUGGCAAGCCUAUUCUGUGUGCAGGCAGCGUAUAUCUGCCAAGAACGGUCCAGCAGAGCUCGGGGAGAAGGCUCUUUACCACGGCACAUCCGCAGAGUCGUGCGACUGCAUUGAGAGAGACAAGUUUGACAGAGCCUACGCAGGAACACAUGCCGCUCGCUUUGGAAAGGGAGUGUACUUCGCAGUCGACGCAAAGUAUUCAGCAGGUGGAUUUUCGCCACCAGACGCGCUGGGCCUGAAGCGAAUGUAUGUCGCUCGAGUCCUCACCGGCCGUCACACUGUCGGUGAUUCUUCCAUGAAAGCCCCCCCGCCUCGAGCCGCAGACCGGACCGACUGCUUCGACAGUGUGGUGGACAACCUGCAUACGCCCGCCAUGUUUGUGAUCUUCCACGAUGACCAGGCCUACCCGGAUUACCUCAUCACCUUCAAAUGAAGAAGACAUAGCUGCUUACUGUCAGAUGAUGAUGAUUUACAAAAAAUUUGAUAUCUGAGAUAUAAACCUCAAAUGCCUUCUUUUAGUUUAUUUAAAAAAAAUUUAAGGAUAUUUUUGGGGCCAUUUUGCUUGGAUAUUCUUGGAGAAGAGAGAGGGGAUGGGCAGAUGUCUGAUUCUAAUCCAAGGCCACUGAGGAUAUAGCCUCUGAACAUGGGGCACGGGACGUAUCCACGAGGCUAUCCAGCACCCCCAUGUAACUGUUUCUUUUUCUUUAUUGUCUCAUAUUAAGGGGAGUGCAAUUAUUUUGGAUUUGGCAAACAUCUCUCUAUGAGAUGAGGGCAUUUUCUUUAAGUCUUUCCGGUGUUGAAAAAUGAAGCCAAAAGUACAAAAUCCUGCAGUUCGUCGAGGGUCAGCCACAUUUAUUGAAACAAAAAUGUCCCCUGCAGUUACAGAUGGGUGAAGUCAAUCAGGCUCCGCCCAUUAAUAUUAACCAGCUGGUUAGGUUAAUUGGUGACUCUAAAUUGCCUAUAGGUGUAUUUGCCUGGUUGUCUCUAUAUGUCAGCCCUGUGAUUAACAGGCAAAGCAGCCAGGGUGUA
Labrus bergylta (ballan wrasse) is the source of this 5570-nucleotide messenger RNA. RefSeq names its product protein mono-ADP-ribosyltransferase PARP14-like. Gene Ontology annotation, biological process: negative regulation of gene expression; protein poly-ADP-ribosylation. Gene Ontology annotation, cellular component: cytoplasm; nucleus. NCBI's taxonomy places the organism in Eukaryota, Metazoa, Chordata, Actinopteri, Labriformes, Labridae. The record is from RefSeq and is a predicted model, not a curated record. Gene Ontology annotation, molecular function: NAD+-protein mono-ADP-ribosyltransferase activity; NAD+ poly-ADP-ribosyltransferase activity; transcription corepressor activity.